This is a messenger RNA of Megalops cyprinoides (Indo-Pacific tarpon), 5478 nucleotides long. It is a transcript of the gene zmym4, whose product is annotated as zinc finger, MYM-type 4. Gene Ontology annotation, molecular function: zinc ion binding. The record is from RefSeq and is a predicted model, not a curated record. Lineage: Eukaryota; Metazoa; Chordata; Actinopteri; Elopiformes; Megalopidae. Bases 411 to 5138 code for a protein of 1575 amino acids. The transcript has 29 exons.
UUCCCUGCUACAACGAGUGUGCGCAUGAGGGGUGUGAUUGAAAUCCCGCAAUACACCACAGACUCGAUGAAAGUAAACAAAAAGCAACCACAAACUUAAAAUAGCACACCAUCGAGACACACUCGCAAUUAGAAACCAGUUCGUUCACAGGGAUCUGACUCCCGAACCAAGACCGGAUGACUAUUCUCUAGGGAAAGAGUUAGGUUUCAAUUGGUGCCCCAGAAUCUGAAGCCCCAGUUCCCGAGUCACGGCGUAUCUCCGCUCUUGCUAGUGCUGCUUGCUUCUGAAAGGGGGAGUGUGUAGCGUGCGGAAGUGCUGAACGGGAUUCCAGCUUUGUUGAUCACAGCAAGGUGCUGGCAUUAUCCCGGGAACUGAGUGUUUCAGCGGGAUUCGGACCAGAGAGGGUAAACAUGGCGGAAUCCGAAAACGCGACGCACUCUGUGCACACAGCGGAGACCAUGGACACCCCUGCCGGACCCUCACAAGAAGCUGCUGAUGUGGAGAUGCAUCCAGUGGACAGUGAUGGGGGUACUGACCUUCUGGCUGCUGACCCUGCUCUUCCAACAAAAGUCAGCAGUGAGGAGUUGAAAAAAGGAGGUGGGGGAGAGGAGGAGGAGACUGUGGCACUUACCCCCAAGCUGCAGGAGGGGGAGCUGGGAGAGGGUAAAGGGAAGGAAGGCAAGGUAGAUGGGGAGGCUGACAGUGACAGCGUCCCCUUAACCACGUCCCUCAGCCUGCCCACCAGCGUGGACUCUCCAUUGGGGGGGUUGGACAGUGCUGAAGCAGACCAUGUGAAGGAGGGACGUGGUGCAGGGGAGGACCAGGUGGCCCUGGCGGAGGCCACAGAGGAAGAGUGUGACAUGGACACGUUACCCAGCAGCACUCGGGGUGAUGCUGAUGCAGACGGUUUGAUGGACACACAGACAGACACUCGGAUGGAUGCACAAAUGGACACACAAGAACAGGCUCAGAGUCAACUGGUGCCGAAGGAAUUGCAGAAGGACGAAGAGUCAGACAGCAGUGAGGAUCGUACCCCUGAUGUGGAUAUGGCUUCCCCACCCGGUGAGGCAGAGCUCCCACCCAUAGCUAUGGAAGAGACACGUUCUGCAUCGGAGUCCACACAGAGUACCAAGACGGACCGGAAUGGACCGGCACCUGACAGACGGCCACCCCUCUCUCCCCUCCCCACAACCCUCCCUGUUGAAAAUGGGGAGAAAGCACAGGAGACAGGAGUGAAUGGGCAGCUGGCAGACGAGCCAUGUGAGGCGGUGUCUGUUCAGCAGAGGGUAGAGACAGUGGACUCGGGAAGGGUGUCCCUCUCACCGCCCAUGAAGAUUAAGGAUGAACCCGUGGAUGAGGAGUAUGACCGUGCCCUUGGCCCCCAAAGUGAUCCUGUGGGAAUCAAGGAUGAGCCUGACGCUGCAGAGGAGUUUGGCCAGCAGCACAAGACCACAGAGGAAUUAAAAAUCAGUGCUGUCUUCUCUGUGGGUGGAAAUUCCACUUCUACAGCUCCAUCAGCAGUCACCCAGCCAGCAAAAGCGGUGGUGGCUCCUUCCAAAACUGUGACACUGACCACACCUGUGACCCCUCUGCCUCCGCUGCCCCCGCCUAACCUGGUCCGGGUUUCCUGCUCCGGGUGUAAGAAGGUACUUCUGAAGGGGCAAACAGCCUACCAGCGGAAGGGCUCCUCCCAGCUCUUCUGCUCCACCAUCUGCCUUACGGGCUACACCUUGCCCGCUGUGAAGUCUGUGCUAAAGAAGACCUGCCACUACUGCUUCAAGGAAAUUGAGAACCCCAAGGAUGUGAUCAUUGCCCCUGUGGAUAUGGCGGGGACGGUGAAGGACUUCUGCAGCCAGACUUGCUUGUCAGCCUUUGACUUUAAGAGGAAGACAGCUGUGUCCACACUGGCCACCGAGGGCGUGACCAUCAAGUGCAGUGUGUGUCAAAAGGUCACCAUUAUUCGGCAUGAGGUUAACUACCAGGGCACUGUGCACAAGCUGUGCAGCGACGCCUGCUUCUCCCGCUUCCGCUCCUCCAACAACCUGACCAUGAACUGCUGUGAGAACUGCGGCGGCUACUGCUACAGCGGCAACGACCGAUGCCACACGCUACACAUAGAGGGCGACACCAAAAAGCUCUGCAGCCCCAGCUGCGUUACUGCGUACAAAAUGAAGAGUGUGAAGGUCACUCCCUGCACCAUGUGUCGGAAUCUGCGCUCCUCGGCUGAGAUGGUGGAGCACACCACCUCUCAGGGCAAGACAGAGCUCUUCUGCAAUGCCAGCUGUGUGACGGCAUACAAAGUUCAGACUGUCAGUACAUCAGGUGCUGUGUUGCCAUGCAACCACUGCAAGGUGAGUGCAGUUCCACAGUACCACCUGGCCAUGUCCGAUGGGUCCAUGCGGAACUUCUGCUCCUAUGGCUGUGUCAUCAACUUUCAGGCGGUGUUCAACAAGAGCACCACCCAGAGCCUGCUGAACGUCAUUCCCCCGGCCGUCCUCACCUCCACUCCGCCUGCUCCCAGCCCUGCGGCCCCCACCACCGCCUCCUCCAAUUCGCCAGCCCCCACGACUGCGCCUCAAGCCUCCACCCCCACCCCCACCCCAUCACAGCCCCCUGCACGAGUGCCGUACAAACUCAUCUGCAAGCACUGCUACCGCCUAUUUGCCUCCAAACCGGAGCUCAUAGAGUUUAAGGGUCAGAUGGUCCAGUUCUGUGGGAAGAAGUGCUCGGAGGAGUUCAAGAAGGUGCACUUUGUCAUGGCGCGCUGUGAGUACUGCAAAAUCGACAAAGUCGUGAAAGAGGUCAAGAAGAUCAACAAGCAGGACUGCUCCUUCUGUAGUGAGGGCUGUAAGCUGCUCUACAAGCAUGACCUGGCCAAGCGCUGGGGGAACCACUGCCACACCUGUACGUACUGUGGCAACACAGUCCUGAGGGUGGUCCACAAACACUUCGCCGGCAAGAGGGAGGAGUUCUGCGGCGACGAGUGCAUGUCCCACUACACUGUGCUGUUCUACCAGAUGUCAAAGUGUGACGGAUGUAAGCGGCAGGGCAAGCUGCUCGAGUCACUGAAGUGGCUGGGAGAGAUGAAGCACUUCUGCAACCUGCAGUGUCUGCUCCAGUUCUGCAGCCAGCAGCCCUCUUAUGACCCGCGGGCCAAAGCCGGCUCCACCGUCCCAGCUCCACAGGCACCUGCCACUGGUGCCACAGAGGCCCCCCCUACGGCAGCCCAAGCGAUCCCGUCAGCCUCCUCCCACCCAUCCAAGGAGGCCACACCUGUCAUCGCAAAUGUCGUCUCCCUUGCCAGCGCCCCCACUGGGCAACCUACAGUCUACGCCAACACCGCUCUUCAAGGGGCUGUUCCUGGCACUCAGGCUAAAAUCAUUGAACAUGCCAGUACGCAGACAGACGCCCUGAAGCUGCCCCCAGCUCCGCCCGUUAGGGUGCUGAAGAACAAGGCUCUGCUUUGCAAACCAAUGAGCCAAAACAAGGGCACAAGCUGCAAGCCUCACACACAGAGUACAGAAACACAGACAGAUGAGAUGCUUCCGAAAGUGGUUGUGCUGCCUGUUCCUGUGCCAGUCUUCAUCCCUGUGCCAUUGCAUCUGUACACCCAGUACACCCCUUGUCCUGUGGGACUGCCCCUCCCGUUGCCGGUGCCCAUGUUCCUGCCCACCACUCUGGACAGCGCUGAGCGCAUCGUGGAGACCAUCCAGGAGAUCAAGGAGAAGAUCCCAGCCAACCCCUACGAGGCUGACCUCAUCCUCAUGGCUGACCUGCUGGCGGAGGAUGAGGAGAAGGACAAGCCUGUGUCCCAUGGAGACCAGGGCAGCAGCUACAGUGGGGACCUGGAGUCGGAGGCUGUGUCCACACCACACAGCUUGGAGGACGAGACCUCCACCUCCUCCCACAGACACGGCCGGGCGCCCGACCAGGAAGUACGCUCCGUGGGCACUACGCCUGCUAACUCUUCACCCCAACCGCAGCAGGACCUGGAGGCUGACUUCCCCAUCGGGUGCUUUGAUCCUUCUGCGAAGGAACAGAGUGAGAUGACAUCACCAUCCAGGCAGCGAGGCCGUAGGCGAACUCGAGAUGGCUUCCCGCCAAGAAAGCGGGGUCGGAAACGGGCAGCCGCAGCACCACCGGCAGGGCAGGUGCAGGAAGCGCAGCCACCAGCGGGUGGUUUGAAGCUGUACCCAAUGUAUGGAGUGAAUGCCUGGAAGAACUGGGUCCAGUGGCGGGGCAAGCAGCCUGACCUGGAGAAUCCGCGAUUCGGCACGCGGCCCGUGGUGCUGAAGGAGGAUGUAGUGCAGUGUAGCACAGCGGAGCUCAGUUAUGGACUGUGUUGCUUUAUCAGCGAGGUCCGUCGGCCCAAUGGGGAACCCUACACCCCAGACAGCAUCUUCUACCUCUGCCUAGGCAUCCAGCAGCACCUUUUUGAGAAUGGGCGGAUGGAGAACAUCUUCACUGACCUGUUCUACAGCAAGUUCACCUCAGAGAUCACCAAGCUUCUCAAAGACUGGAAGCCUACAAUACUUCCCAGUGGUUACCUGCACUCGCGGGUGGAGGAGGAGUAUCUGUGGGAGUGCAAGCAGCUGGGGGCAUACUCCCCUAUCGUGCUGCUGAACACUCUGCUCUUCUUCAGCACCAAGCUCUUCCACCUGAAGACCCUCCCCCAGCACCGCCGCCUCUCCUUCGCCCACGUCAUGCGCUGCACCAGGACCCUGAAGAACAACAGCAAGACCAACUUCCUGCGCUUCUAUCCGCCCGUGCCAAAAGAGCCCGCCAACACAGUGGAGAAAGCAGUGGUGCCAGCAAAGAGGAAGAAGGAGGAUGAGGAGGAAGAGGAGGUGAUGGAGAUGCCAGAGAACACCGAAAACCCCCUACGAUGUCCUGUCAGACUUUAUGAGUUCUACCUCUCCAAGUGCUCGGACUCAGUGAAGCAGCGCACAGACCUGUUCUACCUGCAGCCAGAGCGCUCCUGUGUACCCAACAGCCCGCUGUGGUACUCCUCCAUGCCGCUCGAAAGUGCCACCCUGGAGACCAUGCUCACCCGCAUCCUCACCGUACGGGAAGUGCAUCUCGCCGGGGAACAGCCCCUUCCGCAGACUGCCACCUCUGACGACGAGACCUCGGAGUGACCGCGGUAGACGAACGGGGACAAAGAUGUAUGCAGCAUUUCCUACGCACAGGCACACAUUCAACCCUCAGACAUCGCGGGGACUCAAGACCAGCAGAGAAGCCUCCGGUCCAUUGUUUAUCGAGUGACAAUGUCAGUGGGUUUUUCCCGAGUGGAUUAAAUCUGUGAUUGCAAACGUCUGCGUUUUCCGAAGAAAUAAUGAUCCACACCCGAGCGCACGUGUGUUCAAAGGUAUGUAUUCUGACCGAGCUGAAUAACGCACAACGCUAAAGAAUUUUGUUUACAGGGCAAAGAUUUUUUUUUGUCCUGUUCUUAUUAUAAAAGACUGUAAGUUUGAAUGU